This is a messenger RNA of Ixodes scapularis (black-legged tick), 906 nucleotides long. RefSeq lists its product as uncharacterized. Bases 1 to 906 code for a protein of 301 amino acids. Gene Ontology annotation, biological process: regulation of transcription by RNA polymerase II. The record is from RefSeq and is a predicted model, not a curated record. Gene Ontology annotation, cellular component: transcription regulator complex; nucleus. NCBI's taxonomy places the organism in Eukaryota, Metazoa, Arthropoda, Arachnida, Ixodida, Ixodidae. The transcript is spliced from 4 exons.
AUGGAUGCGAGCACGACGGAGCGCGUUGCUCAAAAUGAGCCUUUGAUUACGCUGGUUUAUAGCAAGCGUGCUAUAUGGGAUCAGGAGUCGGUGCUGUAUAGAAACAGCGAUCUGAAAGCGAAUAGCUGGAAAUUUGUCUGCACAGGGAUGGGCCUCACGGAGAAAGAUGAAGACAUCAGGGCUGUCAUGAAAAGGUGGAGAAACCUUUGUGAUACAUUUGGCAAAAAGCUGAAAGAGAUGAAGAAAAGGAGUAGUGCUGGGGCAGCCGAGCCCGCUUUAAAAUGGGCAUACAUCAGUCAAAUGCUCUUCCUUCGGGACAUCAUGGAGCCACGCGUGACCACCAGCAACAUUGAACUUGACGUGGAAAAUGAAAACUCGGUGCAAGAGGUCCUGCAAGGCUACGAGGAGGAGCUGGAGGACAGCGCAUCACAGAUACUUUCCGCCAUCGUAGACGGGCGUGGCAGCGACAGCCCUGCGCACUCGGCCUCCUCUACCCCCACCCACUCCCCGCAUGCCCCUCCUACCUUGCCUUCCCAAUCUGCCGCUCUUCACCCUCAAGCUUCCACCUCCGCUCCAUGCCGUUCCCUUCCUUCUCCUCAGUCCGUCUAUGCUGCUUUUGCAAACCCUGUCUCUCCAAACACUCUUUCCGGCACAUCACGACCGCCCAGUCAAAAGAGAACUACUAACGACACUGAGCUCAUCCAAGACAUUGACCGGCAGUUACAGAACAAAGAAACUCCGUCCCAACAGUUCCUCCUUUCCCUGUCUAGCCAUCUGGACAUUGUGCCAGAGCACCUCUACGGUUACUGCAAAAUACAUUUCCUGGAUGUGGUGUUACAGUACCGAAGAGGUGUAAUACCUACUACCCUAAUGCAGGUGCAAGGACCGCAAAAUAAUGUACAGUAG